Messenger RNA from Pogona vitticeps (central bearded dragon), 8852 nucleotides. The record is from RefSeq and is a predicted model, not a curated record. Lineage: Eukaryota; Metazoa; Chordata; Lepidosauria; Squamata; Agamidae.
CAAACCGAGACGACCCGUUAUUCCAGAAUGAGCGACCAAACCGUCACGGAGGAGGCCUCCUCCCAGCCCACCCAAAGCCAACAUUACUUUGACCGCUUCUCCGAAGACGACCCCGAGUACCUGCGCAUCAGGAAUAUGGCGGCCAACCUGCGCCAGGACUUCAACCUGAUGGAGCAGAAGAAAAGGGUCACCAUGAUUCUGCAAAGCCCCUCUUUCAGGGAGGAGCUGGAGAGCCUGAUCCAAGAGCAGAUGAAGAAAGGGAACAACUCCAACAUCUGGGCCCUUCGCCAGAUCGCAGACUUUAUGGCCACCACCGCACCCUCCGCCUUCCCCACGUCGCCCUUGAAUUUAUCCACGGUGACACCUAUCAACGACCUCUACAGCACGGACUCGACCACCUUAGCCAAAGGGGAGCGGCUCAUGCGUUGCAAGAUGGGCAGCGUCUACCGGCUGCUGGACCUCUACGGCUGGUCUCAACUCAGCAGCACCUCCGUCACGCUGCGGGUGAGCAAAGAGCAAGACCACUUCCUGGUGUGUCCGUUCGGCCUUGCAUGCCAAGAAGUCACGGCUUCCAGCUUGAUCAAAGUGAACAUCCUGGGGGAAGUGGUGGAACAAGGCAGUACCAGCUUCCCAGUAGACACACAGGCAUUCAGCCUGCACUCGGCCAUCUAUGCAGCUCGACCGGAUGUGCGGUGCAUCAUCCAUCUGCACACGCCAGCCACUGCCGCAGUAUCAGCAAUGAAAUAUGGCCUCUUGCUGAUUUCUCAUGAUGCCCUCCUGGCAGGGGAUAUGGUGUAUUUUGACUACAAUGGCGAAAUGGAGGAAGAAGCGGACAGAAUUGAGCUGCAGAAGUGUCUUGGACCUACCUGCAAGGUUCUUGUACUGAGGAAUCACGGGCUGGUGGCUCUGGGAGACACAGUGGAAGAAGCCUUCUACAAGAUCUUCCAUCUGCAGGCUGCCUGUGAAGUACAGAUCUCAGCCUUGUCUAGUGUUGGUGGAGCAGAAAAUCUGAUUGUGCUGGAGCGAGAGAAACACAGACCCUUUGACGUUGGCUCUGUGCGAUGGGCCGGCAGCACUUUUGGACCCAUGCAGAAGAGCCGUCUGGGGGAACAUGAAUUUGAAGCCCUGAUGCGGAUGCUGGACAACCUUGGCUACCGGACCGGCUAUGCCUACCGCCACCCGUUUGUUCAGGAGAAAACCAAGCACAAGAGCGAAGUGGAGAUUCCGGCCACGGUCACGGCCUUCCUCUUUGAAGAAGAGGCGGCUCCCAUCUCCACCCUCCGGCAACAUGCCCAGAAGCAGCAGAAGGAAAAGACGCGUUGGCUCAACACCCCAAACACCUACUUACGGGUGAACGUGGCGGAGGAAAGCCAAGGGAGUGCAGGCAGCCAGAGGACAAAAACCACCUGGAUGAAAGCAGAUGACGUGGAGAAGUCUAGUAGCGGGACACCAAUCCGAAUUGAAAACCCAAACCAAUUUGUGCCUCUGUAUACGGACCCACAAGAAGUCCUGGAAAUGAGGAACAAGAUCCGAGAACAAAAUCGCCAGGAGGUGAAAUCCGCCGGACCCCAGUCCCAGCUGCUCGCCAGCGUGAUUGCCGAGAAAAGCAGAAGCCCGUCCACGGACAGUAACUUGGCAGACGGAGAGAUGAGAGACGACUCCCGCCAAGACGUUCCUCCUGAACCAGAACCCCCGAACCCCUUCAGCCGGCUCACCGACCAGGAACUGGAGGAGUACAAGAAAGAGGUCGAGAGAAAGAAGCUGGGCCUGGAUGGCGAGAAGGACUCUGGCUUGGAGGAAGAGAUAACAUCCCCUAGAGAACCGACCGUUUCCCCCGCCGAAGAGAGCCCCACAAAGCCUAGCCUGAAAAGCCCACCCAGGUCGCCUGCCAAGUCUUUGGAAGGCGGGAAGAAGGCAGGCAGCGGCCAGGCCCCCGACCGUCCCGAGGCCCCCGCAGAUGAGAAGGCAGAGCCCGAAGCGGCGGUGGUCGUCAACGGGAAAGAGGACGAUCAAAACAUCGAGGACGUUCUCAGCAAAGGGAUCAGCCAGAUGACCACCAACGCGGAGCCCGAAGCCACCAAGGACAAAACGGAGACAGUCACCAGCGGGCCUGUCUCCCCGGAGGGCUCGCCGUCAAAGUCCCCCUCCAAAAAGAAGAAGAAAUUCCGGGCCCCCUCCUUCCUGAAGAAAAGUAAAAAGAAAGAGAAGGCCGAGUCCUGAGGUCCUCGCCCGCCGCCACCGCCGCCACCACCCCCCGGCCACUUCCUCCCACUCUUCUGGCCCCCCUUCCGCUCUCCUCCACCCGCCUUCCACUCCUUUUUCUUGCUGCAGAGUCGCGGGAUCAACCGGGGUCAGCUUCUCCUGAGGACAGCCAGUCCUGGGAUGACAUGUUGUCGGCAGAGAGAGACCGAAGGGCCUGGGGUGCCUUUUCCCCCAGGGAACCCGCCCCCCUCGUCCGGCGUUUCGGGAGAAAGACGAGGAGCACUUUCUGGGAAUUUGCGAGACAAACCGUCCUCCUCUCCCACCCAUUUCUGCCGAGCCAAGUUUCUGCCGAGCCAAGUUCAAAAAUUGCUAUCCGGGCACGUUUGCGUCCCGUGGCGGGCAGAGGGAACGCCUGCUGGCUGGACCACUCUGAACGCCUCUUCUUUGCUCAUCCCGAGCCAUCCGAGUCCCGUGGCUUGAAACUUCCCACGGGCUGCUGGCUGGUGCACGGGGGAUCCCUGCUGGGAAACAGGGUGGCGCACCAGGGUGAGUGUGGACCUCCUGCCGAAGUAGGAGGGGGGGUCCCCACGAAGGGAGCCCUGGACGUGUCUUUGAAGCUGGUUCACCCAGAUGCCCUUCGGCCCUGGCGGAAAUCGCUCUGUGCUUCGGAAACACGAGGCGGCUCUUGCUUCAGAGCCAGGGCGGCCGGUGGAUUUCCUCGGGCAGGAGUCUGGUGAGAGGACUGCCCAGGUACCUGCUGUCACCACAAUGGGACAAUUAAAUGUCUUUGUGGGGGGGGGAGCGGAGUGUUUUACUGCAAGGCUGGCCCCCAGCUAGCGGCCCCCUUCUUUGGUGGUUCUGGGCAAAACGGGGCCUGCUGUGGUGCCAAAGGGGGCCGAUGAGAGAACCGUCCAGGGUGGCUGAAGGGACGAGCGUCACCCCCGAGGCCUGAUCUAUUCCAGAGUUCUUCUUUUAGCAGCCCACACAAGCGUGUCUGUGAACGCACAGCCGCAGGUAUGUCGCCUUGCGUACCUCCUGUUCUUUGACCUGGGUUUUCAGCAGGAGAGCAUCCCACGCUGGAUCCUGCGAUCUGCUCCUUGGCCGUGCGGCGACCCGAGUAACGAUCCGAACCAAUGCACGGAAUCCUCUCUCCCGCUUGCAGAAUCACCUGUGUUGAUUCUGGAACGAAAGCCUGCUCCAGUCUCUCGUCCUCUCUCGUGCCCCUGGCCCUGGCAGGCUUUCUUGGGGGCUGAACCUAUGCUUUGCAUGCGUCUGGCCCUGGGGUUCAACGCCUGGAUCCUCCGGGGUUUGAGUAAGGAGGAGACCCCUUACUCGAAAAGGGGAAGGCUGUCCAGUUGCCUGAGAGAGUAGCCACUCUUUAGCCAGACGGAUCCAUGAUGACCCUGACGUGCUUCUGUCGGCCGCCUGGAGAUUGGCACCUGUCAGCUGUGCUGGACUACAAUUCUCAUCGUUCCUGGAGAUGGUGGGAAUUGUUGUCCAAGACACCUGGUCGGUUGCCAGGUGAGGAAAGGCUGGUUUACACUUUUGCUGCUUGCAAUCCAGCAGCCUGCCUCUGCAUCUCCGGCAGCCCCUUCCCUGGGGGACCUUGACAGACAGACAGACACACGCACGCACACACAUGUCACUGCUGAGGAGCUGCACUUAAGAGCCCCUGCCUGCCUGCCUGCCUGCCUGCCUGCCUGCCUGCGGCAUCUGAGGCAGUGGACAAAGUGGGGGAAAGCAGGAUUCAUCCGCCCUCCACCUGCACUGCAUUUAAAAUACCACUUGACUUUGGUCACUUAAGUGCCACUUUGCCAGCCGGGGGCACAUGAAACACAAACACUCAGCUACUGAGCUGAUAAGAGAAGCUGUGUGACCGUAAGGCAUCGCCCUUGCAACCCAAAGGGAACUUACAGAAUUAAUUUCUAGAUUGCUACACAUGGAUUAGCGCUACCGGGAAGGCCCCCUUUUGCUCUGAAAGAGCUGCUUCUGGAAAGGCAAGGUAGUCUGAAUAAAUGAGGAAAAGUAUGUUGCACUUACCCUCAUGGUUAGCUUUCCUGCUUGGUAUCCUUCUAACACUUACUCUGGGAAGCCCAAACAUGCCCAUAUUUGAGGGCCUAGGCAGACAUUAUAGACAACCUAUCACUGAAACAAAGGAAUUCCUUAUCUCCUGAAAGCCUCUGAGUGUACAGCAGGAGUUUAUCCCACCUCCUUUUGUUUACAAAUUAACUUGCUCUGGUUUACAAUUGACAUUCACCACUUGAGCACAGGAUGCCUUUCAAGUCUCAACAGCCUGAAUCACAUUUCUCCAACACUAAAGUGUGCUAACUGCUUGCUAUCACUUUAUUGAUCUGGAGAAUUAAGGUCACGGGAAAGAUUUAGAUGUCUCUCCUUCCCUUCUUUUUCUGAUCUUAAGAACCCUGCUGGAAGCAGCUUUUUUUAAUUUAAAAAGGACCACUAGGGUUACGUAUAUCACAGAUAUCUUUAUGCCAUUCUCAAAGCUUGGGGAAGUUACUAUUUUGGACUACAAGUCCCCGAAUCCUGCAGGCAGCAUUGUCUAUGCUGGCUGAGGGAUUUGGGGACUUGUAGUCCAGAAAAGUAACUUCUUUCAAGCUCCUGUUCUUCUAACAUUGGCCAUUUACUAGCCCAGCGAGCAAGCGAGAUGUGGUGGUAUUCAUGCAAUGUGUUUUUAAAAAGAUACAUAAAAAGUGGAGGGCUCAGUCCAGAGCAGGACCGGGAGAGGACGAAAGGUUAGCAUGAACCCUUUAUUCCCAACAGUGGUCCCGAUCCAUGUCAAGGGGGAGUGACACGCCUGCCAUUGGUUCCAGGAAAAAAAAAACUUCCCGUUGGUAAAAGCUGUCCUUUUGUCACACUACAAUAAGCGAGAAGGAUUUUUUAAAAAAGAAUAGACACCCUUUUAAGCUGUGCCAUGCCACCUGUUGUGGCUCAGCGGUGGGGAUGACUAGUAGGCAAGACUGCCUUUUGUACAAUUCAAUGCCUUACUCCAGAGUGCUAUGACAUGCCACAAUUCACUGCUGAUAUUAUCCUAAUUUUGAGUUAGGAAGCAAAAGUCCCCGCUUGAGGGAGGAAGGCUCGCCUCGCGCCAUGCAAUAAAUGUUCCAAAAGUCUCCUGACCCAACGUUUCUCCUCAGCCUGAAAGAGGUCUGAAGGGGAGCCGCCUGACCAGGCAGAGGCUGGCUGGAAUUCGAUGGGCCCAGGGUUCAAGGCAGGCCACCGGGGCCACUUAUUCCACCCUGUGGCUGAUGGGAUGGUGGGAUUCCCUCCCACCGCCUGCAGGGCUUCGUGACCUUUGCGGGUGAGGGACCAGGGCAGGCAGUUCAGAGGAUAACUCUGCCGUGGCCGUGGCAGAACCUCCCUUUUACGAGAUUCCUGUGAAAAACAGGUUGAAGGCAGGGAGCAGGAGGAGACGGCUGCCUUAACUGCCUCCCACCAUGGGCCCAGCCAACCCACGUCUAGAAACAGGAUGCUGGACUGGAGCCACCGGAGCCCGGUCCCGCACGACCUUGCGCACACAAGGAGGGGAUCCUAUUUCCCAAUCGGCUGUAGGGCGAGCAUCUCUUUGGCCCCAAUCCACAGCACGGCUCUCCUGAGCGAAGCAAACUGAAAUGGACAGGGUGGUUGACCCUGGAGCAGGUCUUAAGACCUCUCUUUCUCCCCGUAGACAGUCAGCAAAGACAGAAGGUGCAUGCACUGAAAGCUAAGGAUCUAGGAUAUGAGCCUGGAAAGAGGCUACGUUCAUUCCCUUCCCUCGUGUGUGUGCGUGUGUGUGCGAUUGUGCACGGCAGGCAUGGAGCUGAAGAGGGGUUUGCUCACUCACGGCACGUAAUGCUUAGGACACUCGGGUGUGUGUGUGUGUGUGUGUGUGUGUGUGUGUGUGUGUGGUUUCACAGUCACUCUGGUUCUUUGCCGACUUAUUCUCAGAGGGGUUCUCCUCCUCAGCGUACCUCAAAAGUUCUCCUGGUGCUUCACAUAAAAAGGCUCGCUCCUCUUGCGAUAAGGACCAAGUUCCCUCUUUUUCUCCAUGGGAGACCAAGGAGGAGAGAGAAUCAUUUUAGAACUUGCCAAUGGCGGCGAUGCUGAAAACAAAGAGUAAGCGAACGGAGGCGCCCCGGAGUUCAGUCACUGCAGAACCAAGAGGCACCUUCUGCUUUUCCGGUGCUUCUGCUGACCAGCUCAUCGUGUUCAGUCCUAGUUCUUGUGUACACGUGGCAGCUUAUGCAGGAGGUCUACUUAGGGAAGGCUGAGCAUUGCCCACUGACGCUGGCGGGGAGUGCCUGCUUGCCCUGCCUUGAUGCAUUUGCUAUUGUUCGUACUAUGAAAAUCAUAACAAAUGCUUUGAAAUGCUCUUCUUGUUCUUUUUUUCCACGUAAUCUUGAAUAUAUCCAAGGACAGGCAUUUUAAACGGUGCAGACAGGCGACCAACUGAUCUUUCGUAUGGGUCACAAUCCGGUGGGAAGUUCAACAUGCAUGGGAUCUCAAGAGCAUAGGCUAGAGCAGAGAUGGUGUGCCAGAGCACCCGUUCCUCCCCCUGUUGCUGGGGCAGAGGGACCGAGGCCACCUACGUCCCUUGGAAGAUGCUACCAGAGUAUGGCACAGGUAUAGCACAUGGACACUGUUCUGGAUGGUCCCCUGAGGGAAGCUUGAGCAAUUGCAGGAUGACGCGGGACUCCAGACUCUGCCCUGCGAUUCUGGGGAUGAUGGCCUCGGAGCCUUCUGGUCACGUUUCUGCUCAUCUCAGGGUUCCAUAGGGUGCGUAAAGGUGGUGCCAAUCUGUGCUAACUUUGUAGUGGCAGUAACGCUUUCACUUAUUAUAUUGCUGAGCCAGAUACAUCCAUGGUCUGACUCCAUAUAUGACAGCACCUCCCAUGGUUCUGUGAAUUUAAUGGGGGCUCCAGCACCCUCGUUUUCCUUUUGUUACUGCCUGAGACAGAGAAUUUGUACCUCUGCCAUCAGUCGGACCAGGGCUUGUUUUGGAAAGCCCUGCCCCCAAAAUCUCUUGGCCCAGUUCAAAUUGCCCCAAACCUAUUCAAAAUCGAUAUUCCUUACCUGCUGGUUGCACAUGGACUAGCUUUGAGCACCCCAGGCAACUAUUUCCUCCUUCUCCACCAUCACUCUCUCAGGAUGAUGUAGGCUGUCGCAGGGCACCCAGAGUAAGAGCGCUUUCCCAAAUUGUGGGGCAUGCCCCACACGAAUAGAAAGGCUCCUUUUCAUCUCGUGGCUGUGACUGAUGGCUGCAGUUGUUGGUUGAGCUGAAGGAGGUGCCUGGACAGAAGCGGGAGGUCAAAAGCUAAAAGGAGGUUGAGGAAAGUGGCCUCUCUGGGGCAAAAAAAGUAGGACUGAUCAGAUAAUGGCAUGACACAUUAAAAAAAUAAAUCAGUGCCAAAAGCAUGCCUCUGACCAUGCUCUUAAAAAGCAAAGUGUGAAAGUAACUUUAAAAAGGUAACUAGGAAAAUGUUACUCACUAGACCAAUUAAAUAACUCAAUUCCUGCUCAUUAUAUAACCUUUGAAAUGCAAGUUAAUUACAUCCUUGUUACAUCCCCCCAUAACUAAUUACUGUCCAGUACAAUAUUUGUUGACUUAUUCCUUCCAAGCUCUGAACACAGUAUAGGGAAAUGACAACACAAAAGCUGAUGGAAGGCAGGCUGGAGUCUUAGUAGGGAGUUGCAGCAGGAAACUCAAAAGGAACGUGAGCUCGGCAGUGAAAGUUAAACACAUCCCGACUUAUUCACAACCGACCGGAUGUGAACAGAAGAGACACCCCCCCCUUUCUCUUGUACAGAGAUUGCCUAUUGCUCUGCCCAUUGUUGACUCUCCCCCCUCCUUGAGAACUCCCCAGGCAGAUCCUGGGGAAAUUUUUAAAAGAAAAAAGGAUCGGAUUUGUGCUGGACACAUUCCACGUGAACUGUGCCCACUUUAUUUGAGAAUAACAGCCUCUGAGACCCUCCAAGUCUCUCUCUCUCUCUCUUAGACUUUGUAAUAUUUUUAAAGAGAAUCACUUCAGUUAGUGGGGAAUAAAGACUCCCGACCUCCCUCUGUAAUUUCAUGAUAUUAACGUAGUAAUUAUUCAUUUAUAAGCAUGCUUCUGUUCUGAAAAGCACUUAUUCCAUGUAACCGGCAAAGCCUAAGCAAAUGUGUAAUUAUUCUGAAAUAACCCUGUAAUUAUCGUCGUUCUUAUGCAGCUGAUCAGAGUAUUCAUUCCCUUGGGAGCAACAGUGGGAUGUUUCCCCCCACCCCUCAGGGUGAAAUGGUAUCAGAAAUGAGAUGGGUCUGUUCUUCUUUUCCUAGGGAGCUGAGAUGCAAGGAUUUUUCACACAAGAAAUAUAUAAUGAGAAAAGUACAGCCAAGCGUUUCUAGAUAACAAAGCCCGUCUGCUUUAAAGCGGUGGCUUAGCUCCCGACUUAUUUGCACUGAAACUGAGAAACUUGGGUCCAUUCAUCCAUGGACCACCUUCUUCCAACCCAUAAAAUGCAUAGGUCGCUUAGGACAGAGCAAGGGUGCAUUGUAGGGGGGGGGGUUGACCUCCCUCCACCUGGCCCAUGAGCCACACAGGCACAAAAUGGCUCUGCCAGGAGCCUGGAAGUCAAAUCCCAGGGAGAUACUUCCUUUCCGUUUUUUUUUGUGUUUUUUU